Larimichthys crocea (large yellow croaker) is the source of this 3246-nucleotide messenger RNA. RefSeq names its product TNF superfamily member 11 (gene tnfsf11). Gene Ontology annotation, biological process: immune response. The coding region runs from base 185 to 997 and encodes 270 amino acids. Gene Ontology annotation, cellular component: membrane. The record is from RefSeq and is a predicted model, not a curated record. NCBI's taxonomy places the organism in Eukaryota, Metazoa, Chordata, Actinopteri, Sciaenidae. The transcript is spliced from 4 exons. Gene Ontology annotation, molecular function: tumor necrosis factor receptor binding.
CAGCAGCAGCAGCAGCAGCAGCAGCAGUAGUGGAGGAUCCCUCUGAUUGGCUGCGCAGGGAAACGAGCUCCUUCAGCCCACCCACCGCUGAUUAUAGGGGGGACUCUCGCUGUCUCACUUUCCUUCCUUGCAUUGAGUCUGGGACCUGGCCCUGGGGCUGAACGGCACACACAGAGCGCACAUCAUGGCAGCUACCCAUAGCGAGUACAGAGGCUACCUGCGGAACACUGUCGACAUAGAGACAGGGCCGCACCGCUUCCACCCGGUGCAGAGCUCGGAGCCCACUUAUCGGCCGCUCCUGUUCGGGACCCUCGCUGUUAUGGGAUUGCUCCAGGUGGCUUCCAGCGUGGCGAUCUUAUUACACCUGACAGGUUAUCUGCAGGAGGUAGAUUUGUCUGCAGCCCCACAUCGGCCCAUAGAGGAAGUACAGACGGAGCCAAUGGUGAACGCCCUGAGAGACCCAAGAAAAAACCGACGGUGCAAAACUCCAAAAGAGAGCCUUCCAUCAGCUCAUCUACCAAUUAGAACAAAUCAAGAGUACUCAAAGAAGGUCGAGCAGAAGGCCAUCACCAUUGAUUGGGACGAGGACCAUGGAUACCGCCACAGAAUGGGCUACCAAAAGGGGAAACUUCUGGUGAUGGAGUCCGGUUUCUACUAUGUUUACGCUAAGAUCUGCUUCCGCUACUACAAGUUACCACAGAAUGUACCAGAGGACAGCACUCAGGUUGGGGUCCAACCAGUGGAUGUUAGCAACACCCAGCUUAUCCAGUAUAUCUACCACGAGAGUAUCAAACAGAACAGCAAGGCUGUAGUUCUGAUAAAGACGGGCAGCACCAUGCGCUGGAACAUCACAAGCUACAACAUGUACUGCGCCCAGCAGGGCCGAGGCGUUCGCUUGGAUGAGGGAGAUGCCUUGUUUGUCAAUGUGUCCAAUGCUUGGAUGCUGGACCAGGAGGGAGAAGGGACGUAUUUUGGGGCCAUAAAGUUGGGUAACUGAAAUUAAAACGUGGGGAGCGGACAUGCUACUGAACAUUUGAUAUGCCAAAGAACCACUGUUAGUGAUUUAUAAUGUUGAUUUGUCAAAAAAGUGUAUUUUUUUUAUUGUACAUCUGUUGUUGUUUUUUUUUCUGUUGCUCUUCGCCAAAUAGCCUUGGACCUGAUGAAAAAGGUAGUUGCCCCCACCACCAAAAAGGAACUAAAAAGAAACACAGCUCUCUUUCAUCCAAGUAGCACUGGACUUUUUUUUUUUUUUUUUAGACAUUUUUGAAGUAUUGCGGUUUGUAUUGUGAAAUUCCAAUACAUUUUUCAGAUUACAAUAUUUAGACUUGAGCCUAGACAUGUUUUUAUGCACUAAUUAAACAAACCACAAGGGAGCGACUAAGGAAGUACGUUUUGUUGGCAGUAAUUCCAGCGAGAAAGGAUUUAUUAAUGUUGAUUGUUGGAAAAAAAAUGUCAAAAACAGAACAUUGUAGCUGAUAGAGCAUCUGCUUGUACUCUGCAGAUUAUCACAGAAUAAAAACAACAUAACUCCCGCGGUGUGACCUACAGCAGUGAAUGCACAAAUGUUUUCCUGAAAGGUUUUGAAGUGUGAACAAGGCGAGCAAUGAGGCAUCCUCACAGUAAGUAAGUCAAAGGUAUGAUUGAAAUAGGCAGUUAGAUGGUGAUUUAUAUCACUCUUUAAUCUCUAAGGCACCACUGAAACUUAACACCAUGAAAAAUUUACUUCAACUAUGACAUUGUUUUUUUUUAAGCAACAAAAGCAGUUUAAAAAGGUGUGUGUGUAUGUGUGUGUGUGUGGGUGUGUGGGUGCGUGCAUGUGUGUGCAUGCUCCAAAAACUCAUGUUAUCCAGUUUGACUGGCCUGCUUCAUGGAGGGCAAUCACAUGACAAUGUCAUUUUAAACUGUCAUUUAAAGGAGGGAAUGACAUCUGUUUCUUACAUUAAUGUCAAUCAACAAGCGAUGCAGAUAGCUGGCCUGUCUGACCAUAAAUGACACAAAUAGACUCUUGUCUUCUUUAACUAGAGGGACCAAAUUGAGUUUGGUUCAUCUUUAACUUAAAUUUUGUUUUUCAUUUGGCUCUUCAGUGAGGUAAAUGGGAAUAUGCACUAAAUAUUUAUUUAUUAGCUCUAGAAGUACAGAGACAGGUCAUUGUUAAAGUGACCUUUCAGCUGUAAAAAUCAAUUAUAUUUUAUGUCUGUAUGACAUUCAUUAUGCAGCACUUAGAGCAAAUAGUAGACACGCUUUUUGUUAUUAAAACACAGGGGCUUCAUUUUAAAUUCCAUAUUUAUAUAUCUUGACUUUGACAAUUCUGUGUGCACUUGCUUAGCCAAAAGCAAUAUGGAUAUAUGGUUUCUUCUAUGAGAUUGUAGCAUACCUGUAAGAUCUUCAUCUGAUUUGACAGUUUUUUUCCCAUUCAGUGUCUUUUUAUUUAUGUUUGUAUGUUUUAAUAAAAAACUACUUUUGUAACAGUGUUUCAUGUGUAUUGACAUUGCCCAGUUCAGGCUGGUGUUGCUGUUUGCAGUGAAGAGGAUUAAACUUCACAGGACCAGGUCGCAGUCUUACACUGUAACCUGACAAACAGGACACCCCGAAUGUAAUGUUUUUGUAAUGUGCAAUUUGAUAAUCUCCACAAUCUUUGGAAAAUUCAACACCACUAUGGCCAAAGAGUGAAGUCACCAUGUUCCUUUACCCUGCUGCAACUGCAACCCCAGUCAGAGCAGCCCACCAGCUCAUUACAGAGAUGGGUUGUAUAGAAAAACCGCCCACUGUUGCUGCAGUGCUGCUAACUCACAGCAGACAUUUGGACCACAGCAGCACAGAGCGACCUGCAGAAUAAACAAGAAACAGACUGCACUGGAUGGGAAUAAUGAUGAGAAUUUCAUUACUUCACUGUAAUGUGUGUGAGCCGUUUUGAUCAUUGUGGUGAUGGGUCUCCCAUGAAGCCCCAUGGCAUGUGCAAGAGAAAAACUGUUUUAAUGUCGGACCCGAAGCCAAACAAUUCCUUUAUUGUCUGUACAUGGGCGUUCACCAGCAUAUGGCCAGAGAAUGGUUCACACGUUUGUGCUGUAUGCAGGGACCUCACACGGCUUUCAGCUCAUUGUUCAAACGUUACUGAGAGUUUGAAAUAAAAGAGUUUGAGGAGAAAUACUUGGCUGAGGUGUAUGAGGAGCUGAUUAGUUUUUGAGUUUUACAUGAUUUUCAUUGCCAUAUUUUCUGGAGUAUAAAACACUGAAGGAUCCGACUGCA